UUGAAUUAUGAGAGGACAAUUUUAUUAGUUACAGUAGCUACUCAUUAACUCAUUGCACAUGCUAUGUAAUAGGUUAGUGAGACAUCAAUGGGUACAAUGUGUCAUGGCAGUGAGUGUCGGAAGGGCGCGAGUGUCGGCGACGAGCGCCACGCCACGACCGCCUAGCGGCGUCCCUCGCUCGAUAUUGUUCAUUUGUUGUGAUUAGCAGAAGCCGAUGACUGUCGGCGAGGUCGAGUGAUGGAUGACUCGCGACAAUGCUCCUCAGGGGACGCGUGUGGGCGGUGCCUUGACAGCCAAAAUCUACACUUUCCUUCGACUUUCUCUUGGAGGUGCGAAAGGUGUUCUGUUCACUUCAUUCGGGGGCUCGCAAUGCUUAUUCGGUAGCUGGCGCCUCAUAAGUGUACGCGUUCUAAUCGUGCGCAACGACGGUCGGUCCCUCGCGGCACACGGUGCAUCGCGGCAGCUUCAGAUAUUCAAAGCACCUGCAUGCUACUUCCGAGUUAGCCUUUAUAAACAGUGUGGCAAGUGUUAGCAAGUAACUCGUCGUGGUGUGUCUGGACAGCAAUGUGAGGCGGCCAUGGCGCUGACAAGUGACAUAGUGCUAGUAGCGCUGUUGUGCGUGGUCCGCGGCGGUGCGCCUGCGCGGUUUCCCGAGUUACUGCCACUGUACGGCUGGUGGACGAAUCCGGAGCGCGUGCAGGAGGGCUCCGACGUUCAGGUGGUGUACCUACCGGCGCUGCUGCCCAGAGAGGCACAGCUCGCCUCCGACAAGCCUGCCGAUGACGUACCGCUUCCCUACAGCUUCGACGCUUUUGGGAGAAAUUUUGAGCUACAGUUGGUUCCAAACCGUCGACUGAUUUCCCCUGAAUUCCGAGUGUGGUCAGACGUGGGCCACGAGGCAACUCUCUCAUCUGUGGACCCCUCAUGCCACUUCCAGCACACUGGCCCCAAUGCGGUUGCUGCAUUUUCAGCUUGCAGAGAUCAUGCUCUUCACGGGUUGAUUGUUGUGGAUAACUCUACGUACGAAGUCCGUCCCCUGGGCACCGGCAAUGGGCGGGCGGAGAACGGUCGCGGUCGCACCGCGCAUGUGAUCCGUCGCGCUCCACCGCCCGCGCCGCCCGGCGACGAUGCACGUCCUCUGCGGCCGCGCGUGCGCCGCCCGCGUGCUCACGCGCCGCGCCUCAAGCCAGGCCCGCCCAACUAUACCAUCGAGAUAGCCUUGUUCCUUGACGAAGCUGCAUACAAAAUUUUCUACCCUUAUCUCAACUAUAGCGAGACGGAUCUACGUGAUAUGCUUCUGGCGUACAUAAAUGGUGUGCAAGCUCUGUACCAGCACUCUUCCCUGGGCACGCACAUUCAGCUGUCGUUAGUGCGGCUGACACUGCUGCGCUCGCAGCCGCCAGGCCUGCCCGCGCACGCGGAGCGCGGCCGGCUGCUGGACUCCUUCUGCGCGUACCAAAAGUCGCUGAACGUAGACGAUGACGACGAUCCACAACAUUGGGAUAUGGCUCUGCUGCUCUCAGGAUUGGACUUCUACUCUAUGGAAGGCGGUCGUCGCAACGGCGUGACAAUGGGCUUGGCGCCAGUGGGCGGCGUGUGUCUGCCUGCACAUGCCUGCGUAGUCUCGGAGUUUGGCACGGCCGACCUGCUGGGACGACCCUACCCGUCUGCCGGAUUCACCUCCGUCUAUAUCCUCGCUCACGAGAUCGGACACAAUCUUGGCAUGCACCACGACGGCACGGGCAACAGCUGCGCGCGCGACGGCUACAUCAUGUCGCCCUCCCGCGGCACCAAUGGCGAGGCGUCCUGGUCGACGUGCAGCGCUCGCGUUGUGGCUGACUUGCAAUGGGCGACCUGUCUGUUCGAUGGUUCUGAUGACCUGGACGCGCCUACUGAACUUCAACACGAGAGGUUCGGAGGUGUUCCCGGCACCGUCUGGAGUGCGAAGAAGCAAUGUGAGAUCCUGCUGCGUGACGCAGACGCGGCGCCUUCUCCUACCGGGCCUACAAGCGAGCACUGCACUCAGCUAGCGUGUCGCACGCCGCACAGAGCUGGGUACUACUACGCCGGACCCGCGUUACCUGGCACGUCCUGCGGCACGAAUAUGUGGUGUCAAGGAGGCGAGUGUGUACCCGCGAGUGGCUCACCAGCCAGCAGCCCCGCUCCGCCCCCAAGUUCGGCUGGCAGUACGGGCGGCUGGGGCCCGUGGCAGGAGGCCUCGUGUCGCUCCGGCUGCUCCGAGCGAAGCCGUGGCUUCCGCGAGCGACGCCGAGUCUGUACCACUACGAGCGACGCCUGUCAAGGAUCAGCCUAUGAUGUGCUCCUGUGUGAUGAUACCAAGGUUUGUGGCAAGAAAACCCGUGUAGGAGCGAGUGAGUUGGCAUCACGCAAGUGCGCUGAGUUCGCUGCUUUACUGCCGGAGCUGGACUCCCGAGGAGGUGGUCUGCAGGCGCCGCAUGACCCUACUCGCAUGUGGAUGGGGUGUGCUGUGUUCUGUCGCCGCGCUUCUGGGGGAGGUUUCUACGCGCCGCGAGUCGAGCUCAACGAUAAGGGCAAAGACCCCUACUUCCCGGACGGCACGUGGUGUCACAACGAUGGCAGUCAGGAUUACUACUGCCUUCAACAUCAUUGUCUCCCUGAGAAUUUUAAGAUGACAGCUCAAUGGCACAUCUGGGAGCUGCCGAGUGAGGACGUGAGCGGUCCUUUCAAUGCUCGAGCGUUAUCUACUCCUGAUGACGAGGCGGCGGCUAAUGCGAUCCGGGCUUACCUGUCCCUGGACAACGAAGGGGUGCCCAUCGUCAGAUCAGCCUUACCACCACAGAUACCUGAAGAACCGGAGGACAACUGGGAAGUAGUUGACUAUGUAGACAUUCCUAACCAGUCGCUGAAGAGAAAGAGAACUCCCAGAAUUAACUCGCCUGAUACGUAAUGACCAGGAUUUUAGAGUCAACGGUAGACAAUUACCAUAUCACUACAUAUGCUUAAAUGGAUCAUUGUAAACAGUGUAAGAUAAUUAAGAUAUCAAAUUAAUGUACGAAAGUAUUUAUCAGUCAGUAUUUUGAGACCAAUUUACCUCUGAAAAAAAUACGACGACGUUACAGUCGUAGAUCGAUUUUACAGAUAUUAUUAUUUAUACUGCAUUAGAAACAGCAUUGCAAGUAGGUAAUUCAUAUUUGAUGUAGUUUUAAGUAAGAACCACAAUCUUGCCAAAUUGUAGAAUGAUAGCUAGAUCUUAAGUACUUAAUUGUAAUUCCUAGUAAUGUAAUGAAAUAUGGUGCGGCCAGUGCCUUGUCGAAGCAUUUAUUAGAAAUAACAGUAUUAUAGCUUGUAGAGUAGAAUUAUUUAUUUUUUGAUUCAAGAGAAAAAUUGUCGGAUCAAACUUUACAUUCACAAAUACUUUCAGUUUCAAUUUCCAUUUAAAAAUUCGAAAUCAUGAUUGACCGUAAUACUUAUGUCUGAAAUUCUAAACCUAUGUGAAAUUGUUUAAAAAGAAUAAUGUUACUUAUGUAUGUAAAAUAUUUUAAGUGAACUCUUUUAAAAUACUAGUCUUUGCACCCUAUUUAUAAGAACAGAUCAACUGUUUUUUAUUUUUAAAAUCAUAGAGUAAAAUGUUUUAGUUUUAUGCUCCCAUAAAAUUUAUUUCCUUAGUUACUUUAGUUUUAUGUAAGGUGGUGUUUUAUUGCGUGUUUGUCGGUUUGAAUAAACACCUGCAUCAUAAUAUA
Helicoverpa armigera (cotton bollworm) is the source of this 3722-nucleotide messenger RNA. Its product is annotated as A disintegrin and metalloproteinase with thrombospondin motifs adt-2. Gene Ontology annotation, biological process: proteolysis; extracellular matrix organization. The coding region runs from base 578 to 2929 and encodes 783 amino acids. The transcript is spliced from 13 exons. Gene Ontology annotation, molecular function: metalloendopeptidase activity. Lineage: Eukaryota; Metazoa; Arthropoda; Insecta; Lepidoptera; Noctuidae. Gene Ontology annotation, cellular component: extracellular matrix. The record is from RefSeq and is a predicted model, not a curated record.